Messenger RNA from Carya illinoinensis, 1410 nucleotides. Its product is annotated as GDSL esterase/lipase At5g03610-like. Lineage: Eukaryota; Viridiplantae; Streptophyta; Magnoliopsida; Fagales; Juglandaceae. The transcript has 5 exons. Bases 260 to 1312 code for a protein of 350 amino acids. Gene Ontology annotation, molecular function: hydrolase activity, acting on ester bonds. The record is from RefSeq and is a predicted model, not a curated record.
UCCCUUGGGCUUGGGAGAUAACCCAUGGGUGGUACUUGUGCUUCUAUUCCCUCCACCAUUUGCUAAAAUUAACCGUUAGUACGAACCAUUUCGAAUUUAAACAUAUCAUGUAAUUUGUAAAAUAUUUUAGCUAGACAGUUUCUAAACUCGAUCUUUAAAUACAUAUAUAGAAUCCCGCCCUCCAAGUUAGUUUGUGUGUGUGGGAAUUAAUGCCAUUUUACAAUCUCUAGUCUCUCUCUAAUACUAAUUGUUAGCUAUAAUGUACGUGCAAAAGCUUGAUCUCUUUUCUGUUCUUUGCUGCUUCCUCUUGUCCAUGCUCUCAGGGCAGCAAGUAGUAGUGGUGCGAGGUCGUGUGCUGGUAGCUAAUUCUAAUUCUCAUCCGUCAAAGCUCUUUGUCUUUGGGGAUUCAUAUUCAGAUACAGGCAACACCGACAAAACUCAAUCCGCUUGGGAAUAUCCCUAUGGCAUCACCUUUCCUGGUAAACCGGCCGGUCGUUUCUCCAGUGGCCGUGUCCUGACAGAUUUCUUCGCUAAGUCCAUAGGACUAAAGAGGACUCCGAUAACAUAUAGACAGAGGAAUGAGACCUCAUUGUUGACAUAUGGAAUGAACUUUGCUUAUGGAGGAACGGGUGUGUUUGAGACAUUAUUGAAAUCUGGCCCAAACAUGACCACCCAAAUCGGUUUCUUACAAAAUCUUAUCAGAGACAAUGUUUUUACUUCUGCAGACCUAGAGUCUUCCAUGACCCUUGUUACUCUCGCUGGCAAUGACUACUCUACUUACAUUGUCAGGAAUGGAUCUGCCCAGGGUUGGAAGCCUUGCAUUACAGCAGUGGUCAAUCAACUCGCUAUCAACUUGAGACGUAUUCAUGGCAUGGGAGUUAAAAAAAUAGUUGUGAAUGCUUUACAGCCUUUAGGAUGCGCCCCUUCAAACACAGCCAAAUCCUCAUUCCAACAAUGCAAUGAAACCGAAAACUCGCUCGUCGUUUUCCACAACCUGUUGUUGCAGCAAGCCGUGACAAAGUUAAACAGCGAAGCCAAGGAUUCUAAUCCUUUUGUCAUUCUUGAUCUUUAUGACUCCUUCCUCUCAGUAAUCAAGAACAAAGGAGGUACACACUUUGAGAACCCACUGAAGCCAUGUUGUUUUGGUAUAAGCAGCAAAUACAACUGUGGGAGUGUAGAUGAAAAUGGGGCCAAGAAAUACACAGUUUGUGAGGACCCAGAAUCAGCAUUCUUCUGGGACGGGGUUCAUCCUACGCAGGCAGGAUGGACUGCGGUGUAUUCUGUUUUGAGAUCCACUGAUCUCCAACAUUAACUUCACUAGAUUCACCAAAAAGAAGGGAGGAAAAUCAUGUUGUACGCGGUAAUAUUAUUGUUCGUAUUAUUUUAUAUAAUUCCUAGCUAUUUUCUGUC